This is a messenger RNA of Spirometra erinaceieuropaei, 4384 nucleotides long. The record is from the annotation of a GenBank genome assembly. NCBI's taxonomy places the organism in Eukaryota, Metazoa, Platyhelminthes, Cestoda, Diphyllobothriidea, Diphyllobothriidae.
AUGAGCUUCAUACCGGAAGACCCUAACUCGGUCACGGACGACGAACCAUUAUUAGGGGCGACCCCCGGUCCAACGGCAACAGCAACCGUGCAGCCUUCUGGAUCUACUAAGGGUGAGUGCCCCUCGGCUACAACAGUGGUGGCAGCCGAACGACCGCAACCGCCCAAGUCCAACAGUGACAUUCCACAAUACAACGGCAAAGAAGCUUUCACAACUUGGCUCCGUAGAACUAGAUUUUACCUUGAAGACUUUCCACGAGCCCAACAACCACGCAUGCUGCUCAAGGCCUUGGCACCAACUCAGCUGGAUAAAGCCCUGGACGCAGGGCUCCAUGCAGGCCUACCAUUUGAGAAUUUGUGCCAACAACUGGCGAAUAUCUAUGGACAGACAGGUUCUGUCGGAGACGCGAUCGAACAACUUCAUAGUCGCCGCCUCAAGACAAACGAGACUCCCAACCAACUUGUAGAAGAAUUGGACCGCCUCGCCUCAGUCGCCUUCCCCACCCUGGCCGCCGCGGAUAAAGAAACUGUCGUCCUCCAUUAUUUUAUUAAAGCUUUACCCUUGACAGACCUUUCCAGGUCUCUGCUGUUGCAACCGCCAGGAGACAUACAUGAAGCAAUCAAACGCGCGGAGCGCUAUAUACACUUGAAUGAGACGGAGAGUCACGCCAGUACCGUCACGCAACGCCCAGACGCAAGCCGCUGGAAUAGAACAGAACCCACAGCAACCAGGAACAACUACUCACCUUCAAGACAAUACCCCGGCCGCGGCAGAUACCUCUAUAAUCAACGCGGUAAUCUUUUCCGGCGACAGAGAGGGCAACCGACAGGUUACGGUCAAACCUGCACGCGCAACAAAACGGGUACGCUGAACAUUACCGCGUGUAGUGAUUUACAUGCAAAUAGCUUGCCUUUUUACAUUAACAUAUCAGUUGCAAACCGUGCAGUGAGAGCCCUAAUAGAUACGGGCGCUACGGCAUCCUUAGUUAAUAAAAAGGUGGUACCCCACGACGCGUUGAUGAGUAGAAGACAUAGAUGUCCACAUAUUCACCUAACUGCCGCUGAUGGGGCUGAUAUGAGGCAUCUCGGUUCCGUAGUGCUGGAUGUCAAACUCCCACAUGCCAAAGUCCAUCAUACGUUCAUAAUGGCUCCCGAUCUAACUUGGGACGUACUCCUAGGAGUGGACUUCUUAGCGCACCAUGGCUGCCGUAUCGAUGUGCUAAAACGAACGAUACAAUUUCAAGCGUUGGAAGAAAAGGCCCCGGCUGCGCCGGAAACCUUCGACGAAGAAGCCAUUUGUGCGGCCAUACAGAAGGAAGUCCAAUUACCACCUGCAUCGAUUGAUGAUAUCAUAUUCCAAUCCGCGGGAACGGGCCCUGACAAAUGGCACCUAAAAAAUCUGCUCCUUGAAUUCCAAGACGUUUUUGCAUGGGAUGAAUACUCGCUCGGGCGAACUAAUCUCAUCCGCCACGCUAUAGAGACAGGCACAGCAAAACCAAUUUGGCAACCACCAAGGCGCAUACCAGCCCGUUUCCAGAAAGAAGUCCUUGAAUUGCUAGAUAGUAUGCUCGCCACGGGUGUGAUACGUCCGUCACGCUCACCAUGGGCGUCACCGGUAACGCUAGUUCCAAAAAAAAAGACGGCAAGCUUCGCUUUUGUAUAGACUAUAGACGUCUUAACGCUGUCACCACGCGCGAUUCGUUCCCGUUACCGCGCAUCGAAGGCACCCUGGACGCCUUGGCAGGGGCUAAGUGGUUCUCCACGCUGGACCUCAAGUCAGGUUACUGGCAAGUAGAGGUAGAACCGGCAGACAGACACAAGACGGCGUUCAUUUUGCCGCAAGGCCUGUUUGAGUUUGAGACAAUGCCGUUCGGCCUGUGCAACGCCGCCGCCACAUUUCAGCGGCUUAUGCAAGUGGUGUUAGCCCAUCUAUACCCACAGCAAUGCCUAAUAUAUCUGGACGACGUAAUUGUGUUCGGCAGGACACCCAGCCAACACAACGAGAAUUUACGGGCCGUCCUCGAGGCUUUAAAAGAGGCCGGGUUAAGAUUGAACCCUCAAAAGUGCCAGUUCCUCCGUACUGCCGUAAACUAUUUAGGCCACGAGGUCAGUGCUCAAGGCAUCUGUGUGCCUUCGAAAAAAGCAGAAACCAUUCGUUCCUGGCCGGUACCCAAUACGCCUACCGAAGUAAGAGGAUUUAUCGGGUUAGCCUCGUAUUACCGGCGUUUUAUAGCAGAUUUUGCCGGCAUAGCCCGACCACUACAUAGACUCACCGAAAAAGGACGGAAGUUCCUGUGGACCAGUGAGUGUCAGACUGCGUUUGACGACCUCAAAGCCCGACUUGCUACAGCACCCAUACUCAAGCUUCCUAACCUAAACGAUGCUGCGCCACCGUUCAUACUCGACACUGACGCCAGCGCGUUCGCGAUUGGCGCAGUACUGUCCCAAACGGAUGACAAAGGACAGGAAAACCCAAUUUGCUUUGCCAGUAAAACCCUAUCGAAGCCACAAAGGAAUUACUGUACAUACAGACGAGAGUUAUUGGCCAUAAUCACGUUUAUCAAGCAGUUCCGCCCCUAUCUACUAGGUAAACCCUUUGUGAUGCGUUCUGAUCAUAAAGCCCUUCAGUGGCUACAAAAUACCAAGGACGCAGAGGGACAAUUAGCCAGGUGGCAAGAAAUUUUACAAGAGUAUAACUUUACCUGCGUAUAUCGUCCCGGCAAGCAGCAUGCCAACGCAGACGCCCUCUCGCGACGCCCCAUACUUUCAGAUACCGCAGAACCCUGCUUGAGGCCGGCUGAAGUUAACGCCGUUUACGCCAGUGAACCAACCCGAUACCAUUGGGCUAUAGCACAGAGCACGGAUCCAGACACGGCAGUAAUAUAUGACCACGUACUACAUGGGAGCCACCGACCUACUGACACUGAGCUAUGCGGUUCAUCAGAAUCAGCUUAUGUACUUCGUAAUCAAUGGCCUCAGCUGUUCAUAGAUAAUGAUAUCUUAUGCCUUAGAGACACCACAACAAAUACAAUACGAGUAGUAGUGCCCGGAAGCCUCGUCCAAACCGUACUCUCUGACCUCCACACCGAGUUGGGGCAUGUAGGACAGAAUAAAACUGAGGCAGCAGCACGACAACGGUUUUGGUGGCCGCACCUACGAGAACAGGUGGCCACCUUUUGCAAUACAUGCACUACUUGCGCUUCUUUCAAAUCACCGCAACAACAAAGCCGUGCCCCCCUCCAACCAAUGCGCACGAGCUUUCCUUUCCAACGACUUGGACUCGACAUAGUAGGCCCGCUGCCAUUUACCACGUCCGGCCACAGAUUUAUACUAGUGAUGGUCGAUUAUUUUACUAAAUGGGCGGAAGCGGUACCACUGUUACGACAAGAUGCCGCAUCAGUGACAACGGCGAUCUUCAACGAAUGGGUAUGCCGUUUCAGAGCACCGUGGUCUAUCCACUCGGACUGCGAAGCUAACUUCGACAGCAAACUACUCCAAGACGUGUGUAACUUACUUGAUGUGUAUAAAACCCGCACAACACCUGCCCAUCCUGAAGGAAACGGUCAGGUUGAAAGGACUAACAGGACCUUGAUUCAGCUAUUACGGGCUUUUGCCGAACAGAACCACCCACACGACUGGGACGAAAAGCUGCCGUGUGUCAUGAUGGCAUACCGUACCGCGGUACACGCCUCUACAGGCUACGCUCCUUUUUUCAUGUUAACAGGACGUUAUUUGCGCCUCCCAGUUGACUCACGCUCUCCUUUACCAAUCCCCAGCAGCCAUACACCAGACGAGUACGUGCGGAAACUACCUGAGUUGAUACGUUGCACCCACAAUCUAGCACGAGAACAUCUGGGAGCAGCCGCGGAACGACAGAAGAGCUAUUUUGAUAGACAGGUACAUGGGACCCCGUACCAAUUAGGCGAUCUCGUGUGGCGCUACCGGCCGGUGCCACCAUGGGGAACAUCUGCAAAAUUCUUCCACCCCUGGGAAGGACCAUACGUAGUGGUCGAUGUACACCAUCCCACUACAUACGUACUAAGGGACGCAGUGACUCCAGAUGGACCUACAUUUACAACGCACUUCGAUAAAUUGAAACCGUUCCGAGGACGAUUACCGACAGCCAACGACGAUACGCUACCCAUACUCCCAGCGCACCUAGUACCCCCACCGUCUAGAGAGGAAACCAUCGAGCCAACAACAUCCAGAAGCCCUGCGGACAGGGCUCCUUCUCGGGAGGGGAGUAUGUAAUAGCGGGCUUUUUAAUAGGAAGGCGGGGAAAUUGAAAGGCAGCAACGUGCUGAAUCAUCUCCUUUUCAUUUGCAGACGAGGACGCUGAGAAGGGUACCUCCGUCAACAUCUUGCCACCAGAAGAACGGAACUGA